AUGUCCGACCUUUUCCACUCUCUUUCACUGUCUCUCCUCCUCUUACCCUUCUUCUUCAUUUCCAUGGCUGCUCAGUUCAAUUAUUCAACUUACCCCAGCUGCCCUUCAUACAACUGCGGGAACAUCAAUAUCAGCUACCCUUUUUGGAGGAUCGGCAGUGAAACCUCCACCCAGUUCUGCGGUUACCCUGGUUUUGGAAUCAAUUGCUCUAACGACGACGUUUCUGCCACCGUCCCGAUCGUCGACUGCCCCAGGGUGCACCAUAACAUUUCAAUCGGAACUUUGCCUUUCCUUUUUACGGAUCAGAAUGUUAACCUACGUGUUCACUUAAAUUGUACCGGAGUUCCGCCUUUUGCACAUGAAAUCCCGUGUCUGAGUUCCGCGACUAGUAAGUCCUGCGUUAAUAAAGUGAACUCCGAGCCAGCGAAUUUCAGUUGGGAUGAGUACUCAUGUGAUGACGAUGCUGUUGUAGCGACGGUGUUGGAUGCACUUGGUCCAGAAAGAUUUCUGGGGAUAGAGUUCAUUGAAGCCUUGAGGGGAGGAUUCGAGCUAGCAUGGGAGAGAAUGGGGAAUUGCAAAAAGUGUGAAACUUCCUUUGGGCGGUGCGGUUACAAUAGCAAUACGACGGAGUUCAUGUGUUUUUGCUCCGGCGGCACGACUACUUUGGGUCAUUGCGAAGGUACGUUUAUUAAGACUACUAUCUUCAAGUUAAAUAUCGCAUUUACCCCUGUUUUAGCAAAUUUACAACUAUCGGAAAGUUAA
Messenger RNA from Lactuca virosa, 762 nucleotides. The record is from the annotation of a GenBank genome assembly. Lineage: Eukaryota; Viridiplantae; Streptophyta; Magnoliopsida; Asterales; Asteraceae.